This is a messenger RNA of Letharia lupina, 1569 nucleotides long. RefSeq lists its product as uncharacterized. The record is from RefSeq and is a predicted model, not a curated record. The transcript has 9 exons. Gene Ontology annotation, biological process: meiotic recombination checkpoint signaling; reciprocal meiotic recombination. Gene Ontology annotation, molecular function: ATP binding; ATP hydrolysis activity. Bases 1 to 1569 code for a protein of 522 amino acids. NCBI's taxonomy places the organism in Eukaryota, Fungi, Ascomycota, Lecanoromycetes, Lecanorales, Parmeliaceae. Gene Ontology annotation, cellular component: chromosome; nucleus.
AUGGUCGGCACUGCGACAUCUCCAGCGAAAGCUUUGUAUCCCCAGGGCAAGCCUACGCUACAUGUCGAGUGCUGUACCAAACAACCGGAGUCCUUGCCUCCAACACUGGCAGAUCGAGUUGAAAGAUGGCUCAGAAACCAGUAUGCCACAGUCAAAUUAAAGCAGACCUUUCCAUGUCUCGAUGGGUUCCUCGACCCUCCCGGCAUCCAUUUCAUCACUGUUGCAGACCUCACUUCUAGUACAGAUGUCGAGUCAAACACCUGUAUUCGUCUUCCACAUGUAGAUAUCACCGUUGACGUCUUCGAGCUCCACGGCGACGAAGAGCAAAUCGAGCCUUCCGAGGCUACACUUACCCGGAUCGCUCAAAACGCCAAUGAUGACAUUCAGGGGCCGCAAGCCACGAUCACGAGUCUUCCGAAUAGGAAUUUCCAUGGUCUUUGGGAUUCGUUGAUUUUCGAAGAUUUCAUUCAAUCUCGACUCCUCAAAUUCAUCAUCCGCAUGAUGUCCUUUUCCGCUCGUCAACGUCGCCAACCAUUGCCCUGUUGGAGCAGAGCCGUCCUACUUUAUGGACCGCCAGGUGCUGGAAAGACAAGCCUCUGCCGAGCCUUAGCCCAGCAAUUAUCCAUCCGUUUGCGCAACACUUUCCCACACUGCAAGCUCGUUGAAUUUGACGCUCAUUCAAUGUUCAGCCAAGACUUUGGUGAGAGUGGGAAAGUCAUCAACAAACUCUUCGCCAUGAUUGAGUCGAUGCUCGAUGAGGACGAAAACGCUUUGAUUUGCGUCUUUAUUGAUGAGAUAGAAAGCCUAGCCGGCAAACGUCAGUACCCUGGCAGCUCUAACGAGCCGCAAGACUCCUUGAGAGCUGUCAAUGCAUUGCUGAUCGCGCUUGAUCGGCUACGGUGCAGACCUAACGUCUUACUCUUUUGCACGAGCAACUUGAUCGAGGCUGUGGAUCCGGCAUUUAUUGACCGCAUCGACAUGAAACAACAGAUUUCAAAUCCUGGUCCAAGAGCUAGAUACGAGAUUCUGCGUUCCUGCUAUCUUGAACUUGGUCAAUGCGGAAUCAUAGCUCCAAUCCGUCAGCCCCUAGAAGCUGCUACCCUCGAGCAACCAUCACAAGGAAUGCUGCUGGAUGGAGAUGAGGACGAGCUCGCGAGCGGGUGGGCCUCCCUCAUACCUUCCUCAUCCUCUUCGUCUUCUCCGGAUAGAUACUACACUCCGCUUAGCAGCCCGCCACCUCCGCACCACUCAACCAAGGCUCCUAAGUCUCAAAUUGAUUUCCAUGUCGUCGACGACAGAGAUCUACCGCCUCACCACCUCAUGAUGCUGCAUUUCCCCGCCGACGAAGAGUCUCUGCCUCGAACAUUGUGGAAGGUCGCAGCGAAGAGUACGAACUUCAGUGGGCGAACCCUACGGCGUCUGCCCGUCAUGUCUCUAGCUAUGUACACGACGCAGGACCCAUGUCCCAUCGAUGAAGCUCUCAAUGCGCUUUCAGAAGCUGUCGAUAACGAGUCGUUACGGGAACAGAAAGAUAGUACAGGAGAGACCAAGAUGCUCGACUGUUGUUAG